AUGGAACUUAAAAUCUUUUCUGGAGAUAUCCAUUUUCCGAGGGCGACAGAUAAGAUAUCCCGAUACAGUGGUAUCUUGAUACCACCAGGAACGGUAAAAACAAAUUCUAAGGAGUCAAAAAAGGUGAAAAAUUGGAUCUAUGUCCAACGGAUCACACCUACCAAGAAAAAGUCUUUUGUUUUGGUUCGACCAGUACUCAUAUAUGAAAAAGGGGACGGUAUAAAUUUAGAAAGACUUUUUCCCCCGGAUUUAUUGAAGGAAAAAGAUAAUCUGAAACUUCGAGUUGUCAAUUAUAUUCUUUAUGGAAAUGGUAAACCAAUUCAGGGAAUUUCUAACACAAGUAUUCAAUUAGUUCGUACUUGUUUAGUGUUGAAUUGGAACCAAGACAAAAAAAGUUCUUCUAUCGAAGAGGCUCGUGUUUAUUUUGUUGAAGUAAGUAUAAAUGGUCUGAUUCGUGAUUUCCUAAGAAUCCACUUAGGGAAAUCCCGCAUUUCCUAUAUCAGCAGAAAAAGGAACGAUCCAUCAGGUUCGGGAUUGAUCUCUGAUAAUGGGCCAGAUCGCACCAAUAUUAAUCCAUUUUAUUCCAAGACAAAGAUUCCACAAUCACUUAAACAAAAUAAAGGAACUAUUAGUACGUUGUUGAAUAGAAAUAUGGAAUGUCAAUCUUUGAUAAGUUUGUCAUCAUCUAAUUGUUUUCGAAUGGAUCUAUCCAAUGGUGUAAAAUAUUAUAAUGUAAUAAAAGAAUUAACUAAAAGAGAUCCUAUAAUUCCAAUUAGGAAUUUGUUGGGCCCUUUAGGAACAGCCCCUCAAAUUGAGAAUUUUGAUUCAUUUUACCAUUUACUAACUCAUAAUCAGAUCUCGGUAAUUAAAUAUUUGAAACUUGACAAUUUCAAAUUAAAACAGACUUUCAAAGUACUUAAAUAUUAUUUAAUGGAUGAGAACGGUAGAAUUGUUAAUCACGAUCCGUGCAGUAACAGCGUUUUGAAUCCAUUCAAAUUGAAUUGGUAUUUUCUCCAUCAUAAUUAUCAUCAUAAUUUUUGUGAAGAAAGAUUCACAAUAAUUAACCUGGGACAGUUUAUUUGUGAAAAUGUAUGUAUGGCAAAAAAUGGAUCACGCCUAAAAUCAGGUCAAGUUAUAAUUGUUCACGCCGACUCUGUAAUACUAAGAUUGGCUAAGCCCUAUUUGGCCACUCCAGGAGCAACUGUUCAUGGCCAUUAUGGGGAAAUUCUUUACGAAGGAGAUACAUUAGUUACAUUUAUAUAUGAAAAAUCGAGAUCUGGUGAUAUAACGCAGGGUCUUCCAAAAGUGGAACAAGUGUUAGAAGUGCGCUCAAUUGAUUCAAUAUCGAUAAACCUAGAAAAGAGAGUGGAGAGUUGGAACGAGUGUAUAACAAGAAUUGUUGGAAUUCCUUGGGGAUUCUUGAUUGGUGCUGAGCUAACUAUAGUGCAAAGUCGUAUUUCCUUGGUUAAUAAGAUCCAAAAGGUUUAUCGAUCCCAGGGGGUGCAGAUCCAUAAUAGGCAUAUAGAAAUUAUUGUACGCCAAAUAACAUCAAAAGUCUUGGUUUCAGAAGAUGGAAUGUCUAAUGUUUUUUCACCCGGAGAACUAAUUGGAUUGUUGCGAGCGGAACGAGCGGUGCGCGCUUUGGAAGAAGCGAUCUGUUACCGAACCAUAUUCUUGGGAAUAACGAGAGCAUCUCUGAGUACUCAAAGUUUCAUAUCCGAGGCGAGUUUUCAAGAAACUGCUCGCGUUUUAGCAAAAGCUGCUCUCCGCGGUCGUAUCGAUUGGUUGAAAGGCCUAAAAGAAAACGUCGUUCUAGGUGGUAUGAUACCCGUUGGUACCGGAUUCAAAGGAUUAGCGCACCGCUCAAGGCAACAUAAGAUAAUUCCUACCAAAAAGAAGAAUUUAUUCGAGGGGGAAAUGAGAGAUAUUUUGUUUCACCACAGAGAGUUAUUUGAUUCUUGCAUUUCAAAAAAUUUCUAUAAUAUAUCAGAACAAUCAUUUAUAGGAUUUAAUGAUUCCUAA
Dovyalis caffra is the source of this 2022-nucleotide messenger RNA. The record is from the annotation of a GenBank genome assembly. Lineage: Eukaryota; Viridiplantae; Streptophyta; Magnoliopsida; Malpighiales; Salicaceae.